Messenger RNA from Lachancea mirantina, 1329 nucleotides. The record is from the annotation of a GenBank genome assembly. Lineage: Eukaryota; Fungi; Ascomycota; Saccharomycetes; Saccharomycetales; Saccharomycetaceae.
AUGUGGCAGGACUUUUUGCAUUAUGUGCCCUUUUUUUCGCACGUCAAACAGACGAAAUCUGAUGAACUUUUGAAAUUCAAAAAAUGCGGGGAAUCGACCGAUAUGUCCACGAUUAUCGACAGGUUUUGCCCUGAGUUCUCUGACAAUUCGAUGCAACUGUUCAACCCAGUGCUCUGCAGUGGCCAUUUGCAAACCAUUUACGCGGCAUUGCGGUCUUUUGAAGAAAUCGACCAAGUCUACUACAAGAGACUGGUGGUGAAAUACUGCGACGGUGGUGAGGGAACUGCUGAUUUUGCCGUUGACGCCUUUGAAGAUGAUGCUGGGUAUGUUCCUUCAACACAACGCAACGCGCUUCUGCCGCAGUACGCGUUUUUCACACCGGAAGAGUCUAAAGCAUUCACGUCGCAGGACGACAAACCGCUCCUAAUCGUCCUUCACGGGCUAACUGGCGGAUCGCACGAGUCAUAUGUGCGUGGAUUGGUGAACAGGAUCAGGAAUUGCUACGGAUUUGAAGCGUGUGUGCUGAAUUCACGUGGAUGUUGCGAAAGUUCGAUCACAACGCCGCAACUUUAUAAUGGCAUGUGGACGGACGACGUACGCGAGUUCGUCAAACAGAUGCGGCAGCGAUUUCCUAAUCGCAAGUUCUACCUGGUGGGAUUCUCGCUUGGUGGGUCAAUUGCAGCAAAUUAUUUGGGCCAAGAAGGCGAGAAUUCCGAUAUCGAGUGCGCCUCGGUACUGGGCAGUCCAUGGGACUUGUGCGAUUCGUCCUACUUCCUCACGAGCUCGUGGCUUGGUCGACUUGUUUAUUCGCGUGCUUUCUCGAAGCGUCUUGUGAAACUCAUCGAAGACCAUCUUGAAGUGCUGAGAGAGGAUCCUUACAUGGCUCAGCUGUACGCGGAAAAAUUGGACAAAAUCGAAACCAUCGAGGACUUCGACAACUGGUUCACAGCCCCGAUGUUUGGUUUCAACACAUCAUAUGAAUAUUAUAGACAUGGCUCAAGCGCCAACAGGCUACCUCAAGUGCGAACCCCUCUUUUGGCCAUUAAUGCUACUGACGAUCCCAUAGUUGGUUCUCAAUCUCUGCCCCUGCGAGAGUUUCAGGACAACCCUUAUCUUCUCAUGGUGCAGUCCAGUAAGGGUGGACACAUCGGCUGGUUUGAUGCCACAGGUGAAAGGUGGUAUCUAGAUCCGCUUUGCAAGUUCUUCAGCUCUUUCCAUGCUGAAGUGGUCGCAAAAGACCUCCAACCAGACUUGAGCUCUGUGAAAUUACCACAUAAGAAUAAGUUUGUUGGCGACAGACUUGUGAACGCGACCGUCAGGGACUAUUAA